This is a messenger RNA of Strongylus vulgaris, 748 nucleotides long. The record is from the annotation of a GenBank genome assembly. NCBI's taxonomy places the organism in Eukaryota, Metazoa, Nematoda, Chromadorea, Rhabditida, Strongylidae.
AAAAUCUGUUGUCGUUUUCAUCUCUUUCAUGUAUUUAAAUAGGCAAUAAUAUUUAAAGCAGGUUGUUGCUUCGCACAGUCAACGAGUACCAUUUUUUAAUUUGUGUUUGACGAAAUCAAAGCAACCUCUACUGUCCAUCAACAUACAAUAUUCUCAUGUUAUCUUGACUGUGAUACAGUUUAUGAAAUGUGUUGGUAUGUUUGUGGCAGCUGGGCUCUAUUGGAUAUUUGUAAACGACGAAAGUAGCUACUAUGAUUGGCGAUAUGCAUAUUGGCUGCAAGGGAUAUUCCUAAUCGUUGUGCGUAUCUCCUUUUUGCAUGAUCCUUCAAAAUUCUGUUCAAAUGCAAAUUUUAUGUUCUACAUCAUAGCAACUGAUCAACCGGCUACUUUUACCCUCAUAACAAGAGCGACGAGAGAAGCUGCCAUAGAAACCAAGAAAAGAAUCGAUAAUGGUAAGAAAGAUACUGCAGGGUUUCUUGCUCAUUUAAUAAUAAUUAGUUCACAUGAUGCCUUCAUGAAGAUGUUUUUUGCACAAAUCAUUCGGGAUACAGCGAAAUCCCUACUGAUGGUGAGCGAAUUCUAUCGCAAUCGCCUUGUCAUGCAAAGAUGCAGUAUUAGGACAACGAACCCACGGCUGAACAAUACCGAGCUUUUUUUCCAUAGUAUAAACAACGGAGUUGGACAGGUAUUUCGCAGUACUUUUCAAGCGGUCACCCGCAUGGAUUAUCGUAAACCGCUUGUUUAUUAG